GGCCAACUAUCCUGCGAAGAGGGUCAGGACGUUUGCGCCGCAGUCUCCUUCCAAGAUGGCGCCAGGAUUCUGAAAGAUGUCUGCUUCUCCGCCCCGUGCCCGGUGCUCUGCGAGUCGGCCACGGCACGGAAGUGCAAUGGGCCGCAAGGUGAGGAGUUCUGCCUGCCGAUCGCCGACGACUGCCCAUUGGUGUGCGGGCCGGGUGAGGUCGAAUGCUACCUGGAGAACUUCGACGCAACGGGCCAGCGCCAGGAGGACUCGCUCCAAUGCGUUCUGCAGACGGAACUGCCCUGCCCAUGCGGCCGCAACGCUUUGAGCUGUGUAGACUCCCGACUGGGUGCAAGCUGCGUGGCAGCAACGGAAGACUGCCCGACCUCUUGCGACAGCACCAGCCGGCUGUGCUUGUCGGCAUCCUUCACACCGGAAGGCGCCUUCCAGGAGCUCCAGACCCAGUGCAGCGCCGUGCGCUUGCGGGGAGAACGCAAAGCCUUGCAGCUGGACUGCCGCGUGGCUCGAACUAGUCGGGAAUCGGAUAUGCAGCCUUCGGGAGUUCAGCCAGUGCUGGCCAAGGACUACAACAGAAGCACUGGUGAGCUGUUGGGCGUGCGGCAGACCUGUGCGAACGAGAGCGAUGCUUGCCCCUGCGGAGACUUCGCUUUCCGGUGCCAGGACGUGUGCGUUCCGGGUGCCAUGGCCGGUGAUGAAUGCCUCAGCACCACCCCCUUAAAAUAG
Messenger RNA from Symbiodinium necroappetens, 732 nucleotides. Lineage: Eukaryota; Dinophyceae; Suessiales; Symbiodiniaceae. The record is from the annotation of a GenBank genome assembly.